GCCCCGCGGGCCCCCCUUUUUGCACACACACGAAUACAAAGAGCCAUACGACCUUCGGUCUGGGGUCAGGGUGACACCCAUUGUGCCGUGGUACAGGACCUGCCAAUAAAAGAGGGUCCAAGUGCAGGCGGGGAAGCUGCCAUGAACUCUGCGCUCUGGCACCAGUUUUCUGACUCCUCCACAGAAGCCAAGACCUGGAGCCAGGGAGCUUCUGACCACCUUGCAUGAGAAAGGAAAGUGCAGCCUGAGGCCCUGGCUUCAACCUCGUGAAGUCCACUUGACAGAGCAUCGGGUGGUGUGACCACAGCUACUGUGUGCAUCAGCUAUGUCCUUCAGUGCCACCAUCCUCUUCUCCCCUCCCAAUGGCAGCGAGGCCAGAUGCUGCUGCUGCGCCUGUAAGAGCGAGACAGGCGGGGGCAGCACAGGGGCCCAGGGCGGGGGUGCCCCUGCCAGCACCCCCAUCACAGUGACCGGACACGGCCUGGCGGUUCAGAGCUCGGAGCAGCUCCUGCACAUCAUCUACCAGCGGGUGGACAAGGCAGUGGGGCUGGCCGAGGCUGCUCUGGGCCUUGCACGCGCCAACAACGAGUUGCUAAAGCAGCUCCAGGAGGAAGUGGGUGAGCUACGGCAGGGGAAAGUGUGCACCCCCGACGAAGAUGGGGAGAGCCGGGCCCGCAGCCCUCCCCCUGAGGAGCCCGGGCUGCUCAAGGAGAGUCCGGGGGAAGCCUGCAAGGCCCUGUCGGCCGUGGAGGAGGAGUGUGACAGCGUGGGCAGCGGCGUGCAGGUGGUGAUCGAGGAGCUGCGGCAGCUGGGGGCGGCCUCCGCCGUGGGCUCUGGGCCCCUGGGCUUCGCGGGCUCCCAGAGGGACUUGCGGCUCCCUGGAUGCGCAGAGGCAACGCCGCUGCUCAACCCCCUGGUGGAUGAUUAUGGGGCCUCUGAGGGUGCAGUACAACGAGUGUUGGUCCCUGCUUAUGCCAAACAGCUUUCGCCAGCCACACAGCUGGCUGUCCAGAGAGCAUCCUCAGAAACAGGACCAGAAAAUGGGACCAAGCUGUCAGCAACCUGCCCUGAGGACAUGCUUAGUGCUGCCCCAGCACUGGAUGGUACCCUGGAAGUGCUGGGCCCUGGGAGCACCUGUGAGCUGAGACGCUCUCUCGGAUUUACUGCCUCCCCAUGCAGGAUCAGAGGGAGUGGGCAGAAGAACUCCAGGCGCAAGCGAGAUCUGGUACUUUCCAAAUUGGUCCACAAUGUGCAUAACCACAUCACCAAUGACAAGAGAUUCAAUGGGUCUGAAAGCAUUAAGUCCUCUUGGAAUAUUUCAGUAGUGAAAUUCCUUUUGGAAAAGCUCAAGCAGGAGCUGAUGACCAGUCCCCACAAUUACGCUGAUAAGGAGCUGAAAGGAGCCUGCGUGGCCUACUUCCUGACGAAGAGGCGCGAGUACCGAAACUCCCUGAACCCUUUUAAAGGCCUAAAGGAAAAAGAGGAGAAGAAACUUCGAAGCCGCCGAUACCGGCUUUUUGCCAACCGAUCCAGUAUCAUGAGGCACUUUGGACCUGAGGACCAACGCCUGUGGAAGGAUGUGACAGAAGAACUGAUGUCAGAUGAGGAGGACAGUCUUAAUGAGCCAGGUGUGUGGGUGGCCCGCUCUCCCCGUUUCAGGGCCCAGCGCCUUACCGAGCUCUGCUACCACCUGGAUGCUAACUCUAAGCAUGGCACCAAAGCCAACCGUGUAUAUGGGCCUCCCUCAGACAGACUGCCUUCUGCUGAAGCCCAACUCCUUCCACCCGAACUUUACAAUCCUAAUUUCCAAGAAGAGGAAGAGGAGGGAGGCAAUGAGAAUGGACCUAUCUCUCCAUCUUUCGACCAGCCCCAUAAGACCUGCUGUCCUGACUUGAACUCAUUCAUUGAAGUCAAGGUGGAGAAGGAUGAGUAAAGUAUCAAGAAUAACUCUGGCUCCUGCCACUCCCCAUGUCCCAGAAAUGGAUGGCUCAGAAUGAUGAGAUGCCUUCUGCAGUCUGAAAAAGCAAAUCUCUUCACACAGUUUCUGAUUGAAUCUGGAAGCUUCCAUGGGCUUACAUAGAAGGCACAGGAGGGAGUGGGUUCCCCCACUGAAUGCAAGCCAGAAAAUGCUUAUUCCUAAGCAUAAACAGUGCCUCGGAGGAGCCGGGGAUGAAAAAGAAGGAUGUGUCAAAGAAACACGAGGCCUUGAUAUAUGUCCCUGUCUCUGACUCUGUGUGUGUGUGCAUGUGUGUGUGCGUGUGCGUGUGUGUGUGUCCCGUUUCACCCAAAGCUCAGGAGUAGCAGUGCCUGUUGUACCUUUUGCUUCCCCAUGACUGCAGGACAGCCUUGCUCUGCAGUGGAUAUUGAACUGAACAGGCCAAGGUAAUACUGCCACCUGGUGGGAAGUUUCAGUCAUGGGCUUGACUCUUCUGAGCAACGUAGGCUUAUCACUAUUUGGAAUUGGGAUCUAUGUAUUAUGAAUAUUGUUUUGUUUUGUUAAUGAUAGUUGUUUGUUGGAUUAUAUAAGGAAAUUUUUUAUUAUCCAUAUCUUACA
Messenger RNA from Nannospalax galili (Upper Galilee mountains blind mole rat), 2554 nucleotides. It is a transcript of the gene CUNH14orf93, whose product is annotated as chromosome unknown C14orf93 homolog. NCBI's taxonomy places the organism in Eukaryota, Metazoa, Chordata, Mammalia, Rodentia, Spalacidae. The coding region runs from base 326 to 1933 and encodes 535 amino acids. The transcript is spliced from 7 exons. The record is from RefSeq and is a predicted model, not a curated record.